UAAGUACAUGACAAACAUAAUAGGACCUGAACAAUGUCCUUGUCAGGAUAAUGAUUGAUAGAUGACUACAUUGUGAUGUUUGUUGUACUCAUGUUUAAAAGAUUCAGAACCUUAGACUCUGUGCUCAGUUUGCUCAUCAAAGCACCUAAAUGGAGAUUCAAAAAGCAGCUCUUUUAUUUGGUAUUUUCCUCUUCUCAGCUGCAGAAGAUUGUAUGUACAGCACUGGAGAAGACUACAGAGGCAAAAUCUCCAUCACUGAGAGUGGAUAUACCUGCCAACACUGGGACUCUCAGACACCACACACACAUGGCUACACCCCUUCAGCUUAUCCAGGGAAGUGCUUGCAGAAGAACUAUUGUAGAAACCCUGAUAAAUCACCCAGGCCCUGGUGCUUUACAACAGAUCCGUCCAAACGCUUGGAAUACUGCUCUAUUCCACAAUGCACAACAGAACCAGACCCAAUUGUACCAGAGCUCACUUGUUUUACUGGAGAAGGACUUAACUACAGGGGCACCAUUUCUGUGAGCAAAUCAGGGAAAACCUGUCAGAAAUGGACAUCACAAACACCUCACACACAUACAGUAACUCCAGAGAAUUACCCAUGCAAAGGUCUUGAAGAGAAUUACUGCAGGAAUCCUGGUGGUAGCAUUGCGCCCUGGUGUUUCACCACAGACCCUGAAAAACGCGUGGAAUACUGCAAUGUGCCCAAGUGUGGAGAUCAACCUCAACCUGCAACAAAACCACCCUCAAUUGUACCAGAGCUCACCUGUUUUACUGGAGAAGGACUUCACUACAGGGGCACCAUUUCUGUGAGCAAAUCGGGGAAAACCUGUCAAAAAUGGACAUCUCAAACACCUCACAACCAUGACCGAACUCCAGAAAACUACCCAUGCAAAGGUCUUGAAGAGAAUUACUGCAGGAAUCCUGGUGGUAGAAGUGCACCCUGGUGUUACACCACAGACCCUGAAACCCGCUCGGAAUACUGCAAUGUGCCCAAGUGUGAAGAUCAACCUCAACCUGAAGAUUGUAUGCACAGCACUGGAGAAGACUACAGAGGCAAGAUCAACAUCACUCUAAGUGGAGACACCUGCCAACGCUGGGACUCUCAGACACCACACACACAUGGCUACACCCCUUCAGCUUUUCCAGGAAAGUUUUUGGAAGAUAACUAUUGUAGAAACCCUAAUCAAUGGCCCAGGCCCUGGUGCUAUACAACAAAUCCAUCCAAAAGCACAGACUACUGCUCUAUUCCUCAUUGCACAAUAAAACCAGCCCCAAUUGUACCAGAGCUUACUUGUUUUACUGGAGAAGGACUUUACUACAGGGGCACCAUUUCUGUAACCAGUUCAGGGAAAACCUGUCAGAAAUGGACAUCUCAAACACCUCACAAACAUGCAGUUACUCCAGAGAAGUACCCAUGCAAGCUGAAGUUGUAUGGUGGUAAAGACAUCGUGAACCUUAAAGGUUGAAACGGGAAUGGAAUAUAUUGCAAACGGAGACAAAGUGAAAAGGAAUUGAGAACGGCGUUGAUGUGAGUACCCAGAUUACAUUGGAAACGCAUUGUAUAUUGAUCUGCCUUUGUGUUAGACACCUCCAGGAGAAGGAGGGCGGCCCUACCCCUAAGAUAGCGUGGUGGGUGAGCCGAAGGAACACAUACUGAAGCAGUCACAACGACGACACUACCAACUAGGCCGUAUAGUUCAUCGCCAGAUCCGAUUUAAGCGAAGUGGAGGAAGACGGGUGCCCUUUUGUGUACACUUGAGUGUGGUGGGUGAGUCCUUGUGCUGUGGAAACCUUUAUUUUGACGUGGUGCUGUA
Molecule: messenger RNA, 1817 nt
Organism: Misgurnus anguillicaudatus (oriental weatherfish)
Lineage: Eukaryota; Metazoa; Chordata; Actinopteri; Cypriniformes; Cobitidae
Source: RefSeq, a predicted model, not a curated record